UGAGGCCCUGACGCUUACUCCUUACUGCCCCCCCCCCCCCAGGACCCUGCUGGAAUCUUUGAACUGGUGGAGGUGGUCGGCAAUGGAACUUACGGGCAGGUGUACAAGGGUCGGCAUGUCAAGACUGGGCAGCUGGCUGCCAUCAAGGUCAUGGACGUCACGGAGGACGAGGAGGAGGAGAUCAAGCAGGAGAUCAACAUGCUGAAGAAGUACUCCCACCACCGCAACAUCGCCACCUACUACGGGGCCUUCAUAAAGAAGAGCCCCCCCGGGAACGACGACCAGCUCUGGCUGGUGAUGGAGUUCUGCGGCGCCGGCUCGGUGACAGACCUGGUGAAGAACACGAAAGGGAACGCCCUGAAGGAGGACUGCAUCGCCUACAUCUGCCGGGAGAUCCUCCGGGGCCUGGCCCACCUCCAUGCCCACAAGGUGAUCCAUCGGGACAUCAAGGGGCAGAAUGUGCUGCUGACGGAGAACGCCGAGGUCAAGCUGGUGGAUUUUGGGGUGAGUGCUCAGCUGGAUCGGACUGUGGGCAGGCGGAACACUUUCAUUGGCACCCCCUACUGGAUGGCCCCGGAGGUCAUCGCCUGUGACGAGAACCCUGACGCCACCUACGAUUACAGGAGUGACAUCUGGUCUCUUGGAAUCACAGCCAUCGAGAUGGCAGAGGGAGCCCCCCCUCUGUGUGACAUGCACCCCAUGCGAGCCCUCUUCCUCAUUCCACGGAACCCACCCCCCAGACUCAAGUCCAAGAAAUGGUCUAAGAAGUUCAUCGACUUCAUCGACACGUGUCUCAUCAAGACCUACCUGAGCCGCCCGCCCACGGAGCAGCUGCUCAAGUUCCCCUUUAUCCGGGACCAGCCCACAGAGCGCCAGGUCCGCAUCCAGCUCAAGGACCACAUCGACCGCUCCCGCAAGAAGCGAGGCGAGAAGGAGGAGACGGAGUACGAGUACAGUGGCAGCGAGGAGGAAGACGACAGUCAUGGAGAGGAGGGGGAGCCGAGCUCCAUCAUGAACGUGCCUGGGGAGUCCACCCUACGCCGCGAGUUCCUCCGGCUGCAGCAGGAGAAUAAGAGCAGCUCGGAGGCUCUGAAGCAGCAGCAGCAGCAGCAGCAGCAGCAGCAGCGCGACCCCGAGGCGCACAUCAAGCACCUCCUGCACCAGCGCCAGCGGCGCAUCGAGGAGCAGAAAGAGGAGCGGCGGCGCGUGGAGGAGCAACAGCGGCGGGAGCGAGAGCAGCGGAAGCUGCAGGAGAAGGAGCAGCAGCGGCUGGAGGACAUGCAGGCGCUGCGGCGGGAGGAGGAGCGGCGGCAGGCGGAGCGCGAGCAGGAGUAUAUUCGUCACAGGCUAGAGGAGGAGCAGCGACAGCUCGAGAUCCUUCAGCAACAGCUGCUCCAGGAACAGGCCCUGCUGCUGGAGUACAAGCGGAAGCAGCUGGAGGAGCAGCGGCAGUCGGAGCGCCUGCAGAGGCAGCUGCAGCAGGAGCACGCCUACCUCAAGUCCCUGCAGCAGCAGCAGCAGCAGCAGCAGCAGCUGCAGAAGCAGCAGCAGCAGGCGCCGCCCGCCGACCGGAAGCCCCUGUAUCACUAUGGUCGCGGCAUCAGUGCCGCCGACAAGCCCGCCUGGGCCCGUGAGGUGGAAGAGAGAACGAGGUUGAACAAGCAGCAGAACUCUCCCCUGGCCAAGACCAAGCCAGGCGGCACAGGGCCCGAGCCCCCCGCCCCGCAGGCCUCCCCUGGGCCCCCGGGCCCCCUUUCCCAAACUCCUCCUAUGCAGAGGCCGGUGGAGCCCCAGGAGGGACCGCACAAGAGCCUGGUGGCACACCGGGUCCCACUGAAGCCAUAUGCAGCGCCCGUACCCCGAUCCCAGUCCCUGCAGGACCAGCCCACCCGAAACCUGGCUGCCUUCCCGGCCUCGCACGAGCCCGACCCUGCUGUCCCCACACCCACUGCCGCCCCCAGCGCCCGAGGAGCGGUCAUCCGCCAGAACUCAGAUCCCACCUCCGAAGGGCCUGGCCCCGGCCCGAACCCCCCAUCCUGGGUCCGGCCGGACACUGAGACCCCACCCAAGGUGCCUCAGAGGACGUCGUCCAUCGCCACUGCCCUUAACACCAGUGGGGCCGGAGGGGCCCGGCCGGCCCAGGCCGUCCGUGCCAGACCUCGCAGCAACUCCGCCUGGCAAAUCUAUCUGCAAAGGCGGGCCGAGCGGGGCUCCCCCAAGCCUCCAGGGCCCCCCGCUCAGCCCCCUGGCCCGCCCAACGCCUGUAGUAACCCCGAUCUGCGGAGGAGUGACCCUGGCUGGGAGCGUGCAGAAGGCGCCCUCCCCUCGCACGGGCACCUGCCCCAGGCUGGCUCGCUGGAGCGGAACCGCGUGGGAGCCUCUUCCAAACUGGAUAGCUCCCCAGUGCUCUCUCCUGGGAACAAGGCCAAGCCUGACGACCACCGCUCACGGCCAGGCCGGCCCGCAAGCUAUAAGCGCGCCAUCGGCGAGGAUUUCGUGCUGCUGAAAGAGCGGGCCCUGGACGAGGCCCCGCGGCCCCCCAAGAAGGCCAUGGACUACUCGUCGUCCAGCGAGGAGGUGGACAGCAGUGAGGACGAGGAGGAGAGCAACGGCGAGCCGUCCGAGGGGGGCAGGGACGCCCCCGGGGCCCGCGACGGAGACACCGACAGCGUCAGCACCAUGGUGGUCCACGACGUGGAGGAGGUCGCGGGGACUCAGACCCCCUAUGGGGGCGGCACCAUGGUGGUCCAGCGCACUCCUGAAGAGGAGCGAGGCCUGCUGCACGCGGACAGCAACGGCUACACCAACCUGCCCGACGUGGUCCAGCCCAGCCACUCGCCCACCGAGAGCAGCAAAAGUCAAAGCCCCCCGUCCAAAGACGGAGGCAGCGACUACCAGUCUCGUGGGCUGGUCAAGGCACCCGGCAAGAGCUCGUUCACGAUGUUUGUGGACCUAGGGAUCUACCAGCCGGGAGGCAGUGGGGAUGCCAUCCCCAUCACAGCCCUGGUGGGGGGAGAGGGCGGUCGGCUCGAUCAGCUCCAGUACGAUGUGCGGAAAGGCUCUGUGGUCAACGUGAACCCCACCAACACCCGGGCCCACAGCGAGACCCCCGAGAUCCGGAAAUACAAGAAGCGGUUCAAUUCCGAGAUCCUCUGCGCGGCCCUCUGGGGCGUCAACCUGCUGGUGGGCACCGAGAACGGCCUGAUGCUGCUGGACCGGAGCGGGCAGGGCAAGGUCUACGGGCUCAUCGGGCGGCGGCGCUUCCAGCAGAUGGACGUGCUGGAGGGGCUUAACCUGCUCAUCACCAUCUCAGGGAAAAGGAACAAGCUGCGGGUGUACUACCUGUCUUGGCUCCGGAACAAGAUUCUGCACAACGACCCGGAAGUGGAGAAGAAGCAGGGCUGGACCACCGUGGGCGACAUGGAGGGCUGCGGCCACUACCGCGUGGUGAAAUACGAGCGCAUUAAGUUCCUGGUCAUCGCCCUGAAGAGCUCGGUGGAGGUGUACGCCUGGGCCCCCAAGCCCUACCACAAGUUCAUGGCCUUCAAGUCCUUCGCGGACCUCCCUCACCGCCCUCUGCUGGUCGACCUGACGGUGGAGGAGGGUCAGCGGCUCAAGGUCAUCUACGGCUCCAGUGCCGGGUUCCACGCCGUGGAUGUCGACUCGGGGAACAGCUACGACAUCUACAUCCCUGUGCAUAUCCAGAGCCAGAUCACGCCGCAUGCCAUCAUCUUCCUCCCGCACACGGACGGCACGGAGAUGCUCCUGUGCUACGAGGACGAGGGCGUGUACGUGAACACGUACGGCCGCAUCGUCAAGGACGUGGUGCUGCAGUGGGGAGAGAUGCCCACCUCUGUGGCCUACAUCUGCUCCAACCAGAUCAUGGGCUGGGGCGAGAAAGCCAUUGAGAUCCGCUCCGUGGAGACGGGCCACCUGGACGGCGUCUUCAUGCACAAACGAGCCCAGAGGCUCAAGUUCCUGUGCGAGCGGAAUGACAAGGUGUUCUUCGCCUCCGUCCGCUCGGGGGGCAGCAGCCAGGUUUACUUCAUGACCCUGAACCGGAACUGCAUCAUGAACUGGUGACGGCCCCGUUCCCCCCACAGCCAGACUCCCCAGGCCGCCCUUCUUCCCCUCCCUGGGCUUUUGCUUUUUACUGGUUUGAUUCACUGGAGCCUGCUGGGAACGUGACCUCUGACCCCUGAUGCUUUUGUGAUCAGUGACCAUCCUCUUCCCCAAUAGGUUCUCCUACCCCCCCAAACCUGUGCCUGUCCCCGCUUCUGGGGAGAGGCCCAGCUUCCCCUCACCAGAAAUUGAGUGGGCCCAGCCCCGCCCCCCUUUUCUCCACUUCAGAGGAGAGUGCUGGGGAGCCCGUCCCCCACUGCUGCUGACCGGGCAGGGCCCUGGGUCCCUUCAUUUGCACGUCAGGGGAGCCGGCUCCCCCCUUGAAUGUACCAGACCCUGGGGGGGGUCGCUGGGCCCUAGGUUUUGGGGGGGUCACCAGCCACUCCAGGGGCAGGGACCAUUUCCUCAUUUUCUGAAAGCACUUUAAUGAUUCCCCUCACCCCAAAACCCAGGGAAUGGAGGGGGGACCCCGCCAGCCAAAACAUUACCCCCUUUCCAACCCCAUUUUUUUCGAGCCCCUGUCCUCCCCUUGUGGCGGGAGGGGGCAGGGAGCGCUCACCCCCUUUGCACCCCCUUGCUUGCCUCUGUAUAUAGUGUGAGCAGCAAGUAGCCCUGGCCCUCCCCGCCCCACCCCUCCUCAAUGUAGUGGCCUUGGAUAUUCCGUUUGUUAAUAAAGACAAUUCAACCAGCU
Molecule: messenger RNA, 4813 nt
Organism: Suricata suricatta (meerkat)
Lineage: Eukaryota; Metazoa; Chordata; Mammalia; Carnivora; Herpestidae
Gene: MINK1
Product: misshapen like kinase 1
Exons: 33
Coding region: 151-4083 (1310 amino acids)
Biological process (GO): protein phosphorylation
Molecular function (GO): protein kinase activity; ATP binding
Source: RefSeq, a predicted model, not a curated record